This is a messenger RNA of Clupea harengus (Atlantic herring), 3312 nucleotides long. RefSeq names its product lysophosphatidylcholine acyltransferase 1 (gene lpcat1). Gene Ontology annotation, cellular component: endoplasmic reticulum. Gene Ontology annotation, molecular function: calcium ion binding; 1-acylglycerophosphocholine O-acyltransferase activity; lysophosphatidic acid acyltransferase activity. Lineage: Eukaryota; Metazoa; Chordata; Actinopteri; Clupeiformes; Clupeidae. The record is from RefSeq and is a predicted model, not a curated record.
ACUCAUCACGCAUGCGUGUUAGAAUCGUGGAGUUUUCAGGAGGCUUUUUGUCUGUGAGCAGAUGAGUCCUAGACCUGGCACAGUAGGUAGACUUAAGCAGCGGACGCUGAAGUCCGCGUUUUACCUGUGAAGCUUUCCUGGCGGCAACUUUUGCGACAAGUGUUGAGGAAGGUUCAGAGAUCGAAAAACCUAGUUUAAGAGCAGUAACAUUCUACGUGGCAGAUUCUUUCCGUGAAAACAUAUAGUGAACGUUAUCAGGUUAUGCCCAGGUUUUCAGAAUGAGAUUUCCAAAAAGAAGACGAGAAGCUGCAGUAGAAGAUGCGUCAGAGAUGUCUGCCCAGUUCCGAAAUCCCUUCGUACACGAGUUAAAAUUUACGCUUCUGCAAAAAAUCAAGAUUGCCCUGAUGACAGUGACGCUGCUCCCGUUCCGUCUGUCUCUGGCUGCCUUCUGGAUGCUGUUGGCCUGGCCCUUCGCCUUCGUGGCCACGGUGGGCCGCGCCGAUGACGUCGCGGAGCCGCUCAGCUGGUGGAGGUGGGUGGUGGACCUGGCUCUGAAGACCAUCAUGCGGGCCAUGUGGUUUUCCGGAGGGUUCCACUGGGUGCGGGUGAAGGGUCAGCCAGCUCUGCCCAGCGAGGCACCCAUUCUCACCCUGGCCCCUCACUCCUCCUACUUCGAUGCCAUUCCUGUCACCAUGACGAUGGCCUCCAUAGUCAUGAAGGCGGAGAGCAAGGAUAUUCCACUCUGGGGCACGCUCAUUAAGUUCAUCCGGCCAGUGUUUGUCUCGCGCUCUGACCCCGACUCUCGCAGGAAGACUGUUGAGGAGAUCAAGCGCAGGGCAUGUUCAGGAGGGGAGUGGCCACAGAUCAUGAUCUUCCCUGAGGGGACGUGCACCAAUAGAUCCUGUCUCAUCACAUUUAAGCCGGGUGCCUUCAUUCCCGGAGUGCCUGUUCAGCCUGUGGUGCUUCGUUAUCGUAAUGAAAUGGACACAAUCACGUGGACGUGGCAGGGGCCUGGAGCGUUUAAAAUCCUAUGGCUCACUCUAUGUCAGCUGAACAACCCCCUGGAAAUCGAGUACCUCCCAACCUAUACACCUUCAGAGGAAGAGAAGAGCGACCCUGCUCUGUUUGCCACCAAUGUGAGGAGGCUGAUGGCUGAAGCUCUGGACACGCCCGUCACCGACUACUCUUUCGAGGACUGUCAGCUCGCCAUGGUUCAGGGCCCGCUGCGGCUCCCGGGCAACACAUGCCUACUGGAGUUUGCGAGGCUGGCGCGCCGACUUGGACUGAAAGCAGGGCUCUCGGAGAAAGUCCUACAGGAACAGGGCAGCAGGGCGCGUAAGCUAUGGGGGGACAAGAUGGGACUGGCAGACUUCGCCCAGUGUAUCAACAUGCCUGUGACGGACAUGCUUCAAGACAUGUUUGACAUGAUUGAUGAGCAUGGUUCCGGUCAGGUGGACCUCAGGGAGUACGUGAUCGCCUUAUCAAUGGUCCACAGACCCUUUAAAGGUCUGGAGACAAUUAAACUGGGUUUUAGGAUGUUUGAGGCGGAGGAGGACGGAGGCGUGGCCGAGGACGACCUGUCAGUCAUCCUCAGGACCACCCUGGGCCUGUCGGAGCUGAGGACCUCACACAUGUUCAGAGUCCUGGACACGGCGCAUAAAGGAAGGGUCACAUUCGAGGAGUUUGAGCAGUUUGUGGAGCGCUGUCCAGACUUUGUGGAUCGGUACCUCCUCAGCUCCGGGUCGUGCCGGCCCAGCAGUACCGUGAUUACAGCGCCCCCUGUGUCCAGCAACGGUUUCUGCACAGACUUCUGCCCCCAUGAUCAGCAGAGUCACACGCACAACCACGGUCCAGUAGGCGACAAGAAAGUCAACUAGGCUGCUCUCUCUACACUGUGUGUGUGUGUGUGUGUGUGUAUGAGUGUGUGUGUGUGUGUGUAUGUGUGUUCCUGACUGUGAGCGGAAAUAUUGUUUUGUGAGUGUUGAAUGAAGAGGAGACGGACUGCACAUGGACACAAGUGUCCUAAACCUCUUUUAAUUACCCAUGUUUUAUUUAUAACGCAUUUUUUGGAGGGCUCAGAUAUUGUUUUUACUUUUGAAAGGACAUUUCACAAUUUUUGCUCAUCUUGAAGCUCUUUCCUUUGUUGAAAGAACUGAGGAUUGAAUUUGAACAAUAUGUUUUAUAAAGCUUUUUGACAAGAGUACCAGCUACUUAUUUUGGAAAAAAAAAAAGUUUUUUCCUCUAUAUUUAUACAGAGUCUUGCUCACCUUAAGAAAGCCUGGUCGGAAUGCAGCAGCAAUGCACUCAUCCUCCUUUUUGCCUUUUUGUUUUAAACAUUACUGUUUGAGUAUUUGAGUUACCAUGGCAUGGCGUUCAGGAACGUGCAGUUGCUGUGAGAGGCUCAAUCAUGGCUGGAAUAAUUUCUUGCACAAACACUCAUCCAUUCUGUUCAUUCACUCACUUUUGUCGGUGUGAUCCUUGAGCUGCCGGACCCCUUUUCAACCAGAACGGCCUUCACGGUAGCAAAACAAGUAAACACAUUUUUGGAGUAUUUUUAAUUCUUUUUUUUUUUAAAACAUCCAUUCCAGCACUGGUAUACACAACAGUUUGAUGAAUUAACAAAGAAGAGACCAGACAGAGCUUCUGCUUUCGAUGAAUAAGGCCCAAGGCCAAAUACACUAACUACUGAAGGUUUUAUUUUUUUGGUGUGACUAAAUGGCUACUGAAAUGAAUUUGUUCAUCAGGUUCAAAAGCUACUGCCAUGUAGAUGCAGGUUAUAAUAGGUUGACAGAAACUCAUUGCAUAUCAUGAAGCCGUAUCUCUUUUAUCACUCACGGUUCUGUUUCUUUUGUUUUCUUCCUGUUAAGUCUGUGAAGGACCAAGGAACACUCCUACAAAUGCUCGGUCAUGUACUAUUAGAAACACUACAUCAUUGCGUGAAGAUGAAUAGGGUUAAGGGGAAAUGAACCGGUCUUCAGACUACCGUACGGUCUCAGAUAGUCAACGAUUCUUGAUCUAAUACUGUACUGAUCCGGCAGAUGCCAAAUCAGAAGGUGAGAUCUGAGUCAACGUUCGGUCGGUUUGUUAUUUUAAUUUUAUAAGCAUUUUCUUUUUGCUUUUAGGACCUGUUUUUAACACUCACCAGUACAGUUUUGUGAAAUGACAGAAUGUGAACUGAACUGCUGAUUUAAACCAAGAUCAUUUUUAUGUUGAUGUUUUGAGGUAUUUUUCAUUGUAUUUUUAUUUUUCAUUGAAGAAGACAAAGUGAGGAAUAAAUACACGACCAUAUGAACUGAACGAGAUUCGUUUAAA